AUUCAACUGGGCAAAACCUCUGAGGUUUUGCAGACCGAAAAAUAAAAUAAAAUAAAAACUAUUGCCUUUCUGCAUGCACAACAGUUAAGGUACUACAAAUAAUAAUAUUGGACUGGAAUAUGAAACCCUAGUUUAAUAACCAUGGAAGAUCUGGAGUGGAUUGCAGCUGUAGCUCUGUAAUGGUGGCAGUCACGUCUGCCUUAAAAUGUCCGUAGUCAAUGACAAGUUUCUAUCGCUUUCCAUACGGAAUUCGGCUUUUUCAGAAGCAGUAUUUGAGAGCAAAUGUUGGGAAGAAGAAUGAGGAUUUACUGUAAAACAACUUAUAUUUCAAUUUGUUCGUGUCCGAAAGAUACAAGUGGCAUUAUUUCCGUGAAAGAGGUGCUAGAGAGCAAAAGGUGGGAAGAAUAGUGAGGCCACCGUCAACUGUAUACAUUUCAGUUGGCUAUAUCUGGAAUGUGUGCAUUUUUAUGAUUUAUCUAAACAAGCAUUUGUGAGCAAAUGGUGUGAAGGAUAGAGGGAUUUUGUUUAAAACAUCAGAUAUUCUAAGUUUUGGAGUCCGGAAAUGUGUGCAUUAAGUAUUUGGAACGAAAGUUAUUCGAAGGUCAAGGUGUAUCUGCAUUGUGUAUUAGAGACAAAAUGAACAAGAAAAUUAAGGUAAAUUUUCGUUUCUUUUUCUGAAAAACAUUGUUUUGAGAGCACAUAAUGCAAAUAGUGUGGAGUUGUUUCAAGUUUUAGAGGCAUGAUCUGCUGGUAAAAGAUUAUUUUUGAGCUCCGGGCCUUUGAUAUCUGGUAUAUGGUCAGGUUUGAGGGUUGAAGUGUUUGCAUUGUUACCGGAAGCUGGCGAGUUAGAAGAUAUGAUUUGCUGAGAAAAGAGUAUUUUUAAGCUCCAGGCCUGUGAUAUCGGGUAUCUGGUCAGGUUUGACGGUUGAAGUGUUACAUUGUUACCGGAAGCUGGCGAGUUAGAAGAUUGUUAAAGAAACAAGAGUCCUUUUGUCAAGUUCAGAAAACUUUUUCAUAAGAAUUUCUGAAUUCUCCUUCGGGUCUGCACUAGGGGCGUUGCAACUGUUCAAUUAUGUUCAUAGCUUUAUGAUGAGUAGGAGUUGGGUAGGGCGUUAUUGAUGAAUGUACAGAGAGUGUUUGGCCAGGAUGUUUUACCAGGAUAUUUAUGAAGAUGCCCAGCUCAAUUGUACGUGAAAGAAUACCUUACCCAGUCUUAAACUAAGUACAUUUGACUGUUUAGUAUCUAGUCUUUGACCAAAUACAUUUUACUGGUUAUUUUGCAUUCUCACUAUAUUAUUACAGCGAGGUUCUAUUUAUGCAUGAUUUGAUUUUGAGGCGGGUAGGCUCAGGGCUCAAAGGCUAAACCAGGCUUAUUGGGAAACUCAAGUUUAAAGCUUGGCUGGGGAGAAAUUCUUCAGCAGGGGAAAUACAGUAUUGUCUCUGACCAAUUGCAUUGUGACUGGCUAGUUUGCAAUCUUCAGUGAAUUAUUACAGCGAGGUUAUAUUUAUGCAUUAAUUGAUUUUGAGGUGGGUGGGCUCAGGGCGCAAAGGCUAAAUCAGACUUACUGGGAAACUCAAGUUCAAAGCUUGGCUGGGGAGAAAUUCUCCAGCAGGGGAAACACAGUAAGUAUUCACAGGCAUGCGUUCCCCUCUCCAUGAGAUGAAUUAUCCUUGAUGGUAGGAGGAUCCUUCUAAUGGCCAAAAUCCAAUAUAACCUCACUUUUUAGUGGGCCUUGGUCGCAAAUUUUGUUGGGUAUCCUGCUAAUGUUUACGGUGAAGGUUGGGCUUCUAAUGCCGUUAAUGUAAAAAUUUGUCAGGUAUCUGUGAUAAUGGACAGAAUGAAGACUUUUACACUAAUGGGAAUUGCAGCUUUUGUUUUCUGUUUUGGGCUUGGGAUGGCUCAAGUCCUUUCAGAGGAUGCACUGGUACUUCUUGAAUUUAAAAAAGGGAUCCACAAGGAUCCUUUGGGUCAUGUUAGCUCAUGGGAUGAAAAAUCUGUGGUCUUAAAUGGCUGUCCGACAUCAUGGUAUGGAGUUGUGUGCAGUGAUGGGUUCAUCACUGGAAUUGAUCUCAGCUCACUGAAUAUUGCAGGAGAGAUCAAUCUUGGAAUUUUCAGUAAGCUUAAGAGGCUGCAGAAUUUGUCAUUGUUUAAUAAUUCUCUUACAGGGAAUCUUUCUGCAGAAUUGGGGACUUUAGGGUCCAUUCAGUAUAUUGAUCUAUCAGACAAUUUAUUUUAUGGGUCUAUUCCAGGGGAAAUUGGUAACUUGCAAAAUCUUCAGAAUUUGUCUUUUGCUGGCAACAAAUUUACCGGAAUUAUUCCUGAUUCAGUGGGUGCCAUGAGCUCACUUCUAAAUCUUGAUUUGAGCCGAAAUUCAUUGAAUGGGCAGAUGCCAACUACUUUGUCAAAAUUGCAGGAUUUAGUUUCUCUUAACUUGUCAUUGAACAAGCUUAGUGGAGGAAUUCCGGCGGGUGUGGAGAAGUUUCUGAACUUGAAGAACUUAGAUUUGCAUCAAAAUCAGCUAUCUGGACAGAUUGAAAGUUCUUUAAUGCUUCUAAUGAGUGCAGAGUACAUUGAUCUGAGCUGCAACUUAUUUUCAGGACAGCUUCCUUGGAAAAUGCAAAUCAUAGCCAGCUUAACACAAUCACUCCGGUAUUUGAAUCUCAGCAACAAUAGAUUUACUGGACUGUUACAGUCUGAUGAUAGCAUACCUUUGUUUGAUAGCCUAAAGGUUCUAGAUAUAAGUAGCAAUCAGUUGACAGGGGAACUUCCUGCUUUUCAUUUUGUUUAUGCACUCGAGGUUUUGCGCUUGAGCAAUAACCGGUUUUCUGGCUUUGUACCAUUUACACUUUUGGCACAAGAUUCUUCAGUCUUGGUUGAAUUGGAUCUUAGCCACAACAAUCUUUCAGGUCCACUUGGUGUAAUUACAUCAACCACUCUGAGAAUUCUAAAUAUUUCAUCAAAUUCUCUGUCUGGUCCACUGCCCAGCAAAACAGGAACAUGUGCAGUGAUGGAUCUAAGUAAUAAUGUGUUUACUGGAGACUUAUCCGUGUUGCAGACAUGGGGAAAUUCUAUGCAAGUCCUUGAUUUGAGCUGUAAUCAGAUUACAGGAUCAGUACCAAAUGAAACAUCUCAGUUUUUGAGACUCACUCAUCUAAAUCUCUCACACAAUGCAUUAGUUGGUCCUCUCCCAUCCAUACUUGGAACAUAUCCCAAACUUAAUGUGCUUGACCUUAGCUUCAAUCAUCUAAGUGGAUUUCUUCUGACUAGCCUCUUUAGUUCAUCUACAUUAUCAGGUCUACAUUUGGCUAGCAAUCGAUUCACAGGAACCAUUCCACUGCAGACAAUGCUCCCUGUCAGUCCAGCAUCAUCAUCGGCAUAUACACCAUAUUUACAAUAUUCACGUCUAGAAUCACUGGAUCUUUCAAGCAACCAAUUGAAUGGUUCCAUUCCUGUAGAAAUUGGCUUCUUAGAAAGCCUCAGGGAACUAAAUCUCCAUGGAAACAAUUUCCUCAGAUCAAUACCAUCUGAAAUAAGCAAGCUUGGUAAUUUGUCUUACCUUGAUCUCUCUGUUAAUCAUUUGACAGGGCACAUACCUCCUAAUCUUCCAAACAGCCUGAAAGAACUGAAUCUUUCCUACAAUAAUUUAUUAGGGACAGUUCCUCAGAAUUUGAGAAGGUUCCCUGAGUUAUCCUUUCAUCCUGGCAAUGUUCAAUUGAUUUUUCCUCAUAUUGCUUCCCCUUCUAAUGGUGUUCCAAACAGAGAAUCCAAUGGAAGUCAUGCCGAGGGCCUUAAGCCAGGUCAUAAGGCUUUAAUCAUUGGAGGGUGUGCUGCUGGUGCUGCAAUUCUCAUUGCUCUAGCUCUUUUCUUGCACCACAGAAGAGUUUCAAAUUCUCAGGACCUCUUGGAAAAUCCUGAAUAUAAUAAGCAAGUUACUCGAGCAGAUGACAAUAAAGGUAGCACCUCCUCUGCUCGGCAUUUUGAUUCUUACAAGAAUGCUGAUUGCACAGAACCUGUUUCAGUAAGUCUUUCUGUUGAUGACCCCAUUGCUUCCAAAAAAGAAUCUCCGGUUGCUGCACUAAAGGCAUUUUCUUCUGAACCUGCUUUACGGUGGCCUUCAGAUGUCAAAUUAGAAGGUGUGGACUCUGCAAAGCUAAUUGGUUCAGCUCUUUCUCCACCAAAGAUUAAGUGGUCCUCACCUGGUUCCAAUAGUCACUUGUCAUCAUCUCCACGGUCUGAAGAUUCAUUCACACCUGACCAUCCUGUUAUAUUGAAGGUCCGGUCACCAGAUCGCUUGGCAGGGGAACUCUAUAUUCUGGAUCAGAAUUUGGUUUUAACAGCUGAGGAGUUGUCACGGGCACCUGCUGAGGUUCUGGGUAGAAGUAGCCAUGGCACUUCGUAUAAAGCAACACUUGACAAUGGCCAUUUGCUGAGAGUGAAAUGGCUAAGGGAAGGCCUGGCCAAGUGCAGAAAAGAUUUCACAAGGGAGGCAAAGAAAUUUGGUAACAUAAAACAUCCAAAUAUAAUCUCUUUGAGAGGGUAUUAUUGGGGACCUAGUGAGCAUGAGAAGCUCAUUUUAUCUGAUUUUAUGAGUUCGGGCAGUUUAGUGAGUCAUAUGUAUGAUAGAUCUGGUAGGACAAUUUCACCCUUGUCUUGGGGUCAGCGUCUAAAGAUUGCUGUAGAUGUUGCACGUGGUUUAAAUUAUCUACAUUGUGAGAGAUUCAUGCCUCAUGGUAAUCUCAAAGCAGCAAACAUCUUGCUAGAUGGCCCCGAUCUUAGUGGGCAACUUUCUGAUUAUGGUCUGCAUCGGCUGAUGACACAAACAGGAACAGCAGAGCAAUUACUAAAUGCAGGUGUCCUGGGAUACCGGGCUCCAGAACUGGCCUCUGCAAAGAAGCCAAGCCCCUCAUGUAAGGCUGACAUAUAUGCUUUUGGGGUGAUAUUGUUGGAGAUUUUGACAGGAAGGAGUGCAGGUGACAUCAUAUCAGGUGAUAUGGGGGUAGUUGAUCUUACAGAUUGGGUGAGGCUAUUAGCAACUGAAGGACGAGGAGCUGAGUGUUUUGAUCCGGCUCUCCUGGUGAUUGAGGGGGGUCAAGCUCCUCCAAAAGGAAUGGAUGAUAUGCUAUCUAUUGCUCUUAAGUGCAUCCACCCUGUAUCUGAGAGACCCAACAUUAGAACUGUUUAUGAAGAUCUAACUUCUAUAUUGGCCUGAGAUCUUAUAUCUCGUAAGAUCAUUUUAGGCUUCUAUAAAUGCAUUGUUAAAGUAUGUCUGAUUGUGAGUCUGUUUCAAUGACUCAGAAAAGAAUUUAAAUGAAUGUGAAGAAGUUUUUCUGAUUUGCCUCA
This is a messenger RNA of Cryptomeria japonica (Japanese cedar), 5341 nucleotides long. Its product is annotated as LRR receptor-like serine/threonine-protein kinase GHR1. Gene Ontology annotation, biological process: protein phosphorylation. Bases 1830 to 5210 code for a protein of 1126 amino acids. NCBI's taxonomy places the organism in Eukaryota, Viridiplantae, Streptophyta, Pinopsida, Cupressales, Cupressaceae. Gene Ontology annotation, molecular function: protein kinase activity; ATP binding; protein binding. The transcript has 4 exons. The record is from RefSeq and is a predicted model, not a curated record.